Messenger RNA from Chrysoperla carnea, 1057 nucleotides. Its product is annotated as translation initiation factor IF-2-like. The coding region runs from base 22 to 915 and encodes 297 amino acids. The transcript has 4 exons. The record is from RefSeq and is a predicted model, not a curated record. NCBI's taxonomy places the organism in Eukaryota, Metazoa, Arthropoda, Insecta, Neuroptera, Chrysopidae.
UCGAUUUUUUGGCUAUUAAGAAUGAAGAAUUUUGUGAAUAUUUUAAUUGUUACGAUUUCAAUAGUUCAAGCGUUCGAAAGUAGUUUUAAAGAUGACAGUAGAAGUUACUUGGAAUAUCCAAAAAGAAUUUCAUUUUCAAGAACGCAAACAAUGCCAAGAGCGCAUAGGAUGCCAAAAAGACAAUUUCCAUUUGGAAAUAUUCCGCAUAUACCGGUACCAGGAUUACCACCACCCAUGCUUGGCAUACCACAAAGUCCUGAAAUGAUUCCCAUGCCAGACAUGCCUCCAAUGCCUGCAUAUCCACAUGUAUCCGGCGUAAUUGGACAUGAUAUGCCGGGUUUACCUUCUUUACAAGGAAUGCCACCAAUAAUUCAUCAGAUGCCUCAUCUUCCUAACAUGGGAACCUAUCCAUAUGGACUUCAUCAUCCAGUACAAUAUGAGUUUGGAGUGCCACAGUUGCAUGAAAUACCGCCCAAGCCAAGCCAUGUACCUGUAAUACCACGUAUACCGGAAAUGCCACAAAGACCGGCCAUUCCAAUACAUCUAUGGCGUUUACACCAAAAAGAAAGCACCUCUACAAGACGUUCACUCAUUAGUCAAAAUCACCCGAGCAUUUGGUUUGGCAACGAAAACUCGAAAAACACACCCGAAGAACAAUUUAGACAUACACCAAAUAAUUUUCGCACAUUUCAUCAAGACUCUUCCAACUUCGAAUUAGAUGACUUUUCGUUAUGUAAACAAUGUGAUGAUGCAACUUCAGAAUGUGAAAUAGUUGAUCGACCUAAUGGAAAUACAUUAUUGCGUUCGAGAAAUUGUCGAGAUGAAAAUAAACUACUUUUAUCCACAAACGUAAAAUUAAUACCAAAUCGAAGUGGUAUCAGGAGAAUUAGAAGCCGUGUGGUGGAGAUUGCAUGAAAAUUAUAUAUAAGAGGAACAUUUAAGAUGAAGCCAUCCUCAUAUUUUCGAUAUUUACAGGCAUAUUGAUUUGAAAUUUUGCAGUCAUAUCGUUUUAUUAGAACGCCCGAAUUAAAGGAGUGUUACAAGUUUGAUCACUAUG